Molecule: messenger RNA, 10809 nt
Organism: Lizanozyma spartinae
Lineage: Eukaryota; Fungi; Ascomycota; Pichiomycetes; Serinales; Debaryomycetaceae
Gene: VPS13
Product: membrane morphogenesis protein
Exons: 5
Coding region: 1-10809 (3602 amino acids)
Biological process (GO): mitochondrion organization; protein targeting to vacuole; protein retention in Golgi apparatus
Cellular component (GO): extrinsic component of membrane
Source: RefSeq, a predicted model, not a curated record
AUGUUUGAGUCACUUGUAGCAGGUAUACUUAACCGUGUGCUUGGUUCAUACGUCGAGAACUUUGAUAGUAAACAAUUGAACAUUGGAAUCUGGAGUGGUGAUGUUAAGCUUAAGAAUCUUAAACUAAAGAAAGAAUCUCUUGAUGAAUUGAAACUUCCCAUCAACGUCAAGUUUGGUCACAUUGGAGAAUUGAGUCUCAGCAUCCCUUGGUCCAAUUUAAAAGGUAAACCCGUUAAAAUUGUUGUGGAAGAUGUUUAUCUCUUAGCGUACCCCAUUUUGCCUGAAUCAUAUGAUCCCGAGGAACAAGCACAACGAGAAUUCAAAUUGAAAUUGAACAAAUUGAAAGAGUUAGAAGCAAUUGAGUUGGCAAAGAUCCAAGGAGAUCAAUUGAAACCCGAUCGUGAUAAUAAUAGUGGCGAUAGCGCUGCUACUGCUGCGGCUGCUAACAAUCAGUCAUUUGCUGAAUCUUUGAUUACAAAGAUUAUUGAUAAUUUACAGUUUACUAUUAAAAAUAUCCAUAUAAGAUAUGAAGACGAUGCGGUAUUGACGGAAUCUCCUUAUUCUAUUGGACUUACUUUGAAUGAAUUAUCUGCAGUUUCCACAGAUGACCAAUGGAAUCCAAGUUUUAUUAGUAUAACCCAAUCAUUUACCAGGAAGUUAAUGACUUUAAAUAGUCUUACGUGCUACAUGAAUACCAACUCCCAAGCUCUUAAUGAUGACUCAAUGAGUACUUUGCUUAGCGAGUUCCAACAUCAUCAUAAUGAUGAGCUGAAUAGCUACUUGUUGCAGCCAGUAUCGGGUACUGGACGACUAAAGAUUCAUAAACCUGGAGCAACAGAUUCCACUCCGCAUAUUGAGUCCGAUGUCUUCUUCCAAAAGUUUGCCAUUGAUUUGCAUUCCCAGCAAUAUCAUGAUUUGCUUUGGACAGCUUCGAAAUUCCAUUGGUUCAUCAAAACUAGAAGAUUUAAAAAAUCUAGACCAAAGGUAUCUCCAUCAGAAGAUCCUAAAGCUUGGUUUAAAUAUGCUGCCAAAACCAUUCUUGAUGAAAUUCAUGAAAGAAAUUAUAAAUGGUCUUGGGAAUAUUUUGCCAAAAGAAGAGACUCAAGAAUUAAAUAUGUUUCUUUAUGGAAGAAGCAUUUAUCUGAGAGUUUAACUCCGGAAGAAGAAGCACAACUUGAAGAACUUCAUUUUGAAUUGUCUUAUGAAGAUAUUCGGUUCUAUCGUUCUUUAGCCAGAAACGAGUUGAAGAAAGAAAGAGUAGAGCUUGCUCAGCAUCAUCAAUUAAGUAACAAGCAACACGAGCAACCACAGAAUAAGGGAUGGUUUUCGUCUUGGUGGUCUUCUGAUACUGCUAAUAAGACUGAGCCUACUGAAUCAGAUAAUCACGAUGAUUCUAUUGACUUAUCUUUAAAUGAUGAACAACGCAAAGCUCUUUAUGAUACGAUUGAUUAUGAUGAUUCUCAAGACCUUUCUUCAUCAAUUGAAAUACCCAAAGAAAGGGUUCUUAUUCAAGCUAAUGUGACUUUGGAAAGCGGUGGGUUCUCCAUUAGAUCUGAUAAAUUCCAAGGCAAUUUGGCUGAAAUUGCUUAUGAAGGUUGUAAGGUUCAAUUCUUUCAACGACCAGACUCAUUUUUUACCAAUUUCCAAUUACAAGAGUUUAGAGUUGAAGAUGGAACCAAUACUUCUAUUUUCAAGCACAUUGUUAGUGUGAAACAUCUUCAUUCUCAUUUCCAUGAACAGCCUAAUACUUCUUCAUCUUCAUCUUCAUCUGGCAUUUCCGAUUCAGUACCGUUCUUUCAAGUUGCUUUUGAAAAUAACCCUUUAGAUGGGUCAUCUGAUUCUGUCUUGGUGGGGAAACUAAGAUCAAUGACUAUUUUCAAUAACGCAGAAUUCGUAAAGGAAGUCAUUGCAUUUUUCAGACCCCCAAAGGUUCAUUUAGAUACCAUUGGUGCUAUAAUGAAUGCAGCAGAAGCUUCAUUGGAAGGAAUUACUCAACAAACUCGUAUUGGCUUGCAAUAUGCCCUUGAUGAACACAAAACAAUCAAUGUCAAAUUAGACCUUCAAGCACCAUUAAUCAUUGUUCCCUUGGAUCCUAAAAGCUAUAAAUCUCCAGUAGCAAUAUUGGAUGCUGGUCAUAUUAGUGUUGUAAGUAAUUUGGCAGACAAGCAAAAGAUUGAAGAGAUAAAAGAGAAGGAAACAUAUUCCGAAACUGACUGGGAACAAUUGAGUGAUUUGAUGUACGAUAAGUUCACUGUUGAAUUGAAAGACUCACAAUUUCUAGUGGGAAGUGAUAUAAAAUCAACCAUGGAACAAUUACAUGGGGCCAUUGAUAACAAUACUAGUGAUAAAGAGGAUCGGGUUUCAGCUCUUAUCUUGGAUAAAUUUAACAUGGGCUUUGAAUUAGGGAUCUCCAUUAUGCCUGAAGCGUAUUACUUACCCAAGUUUAAAAUUGGUGGUGAUAUACCUAUGGUUAAUCUCUCAAUUAACGACUUCCAAUAUAAGACUCUUAUGAAGAUUAUGGAUGUGGUGGUGCCUCAAUUUGUUGAUUCGGAUUCUGAAACUGCCAGUGUGUUUGAAACAUUUGGUGGAGGUGAUGAUAAUACGGAUACUGAGCAAUUGGUUGAAGAUUUAGAUGCUCUGGCAUUAGUUGGUGCUCAUACUCCAGCUAUUAAAACUGCUGGUGAAACACAGGUUUCCAAUGCUGCUAAAGAACAACACACUUUUGACUUUGAUUUUAAGGUUGAAGUCAUCAAAGUUUGUCUCAGAAGAUGUGUAGAUGGUACUACACUUCGAGCUGAGAGGUUUAUUGAUGUAGUUGGAAGUUCAUUGAACUUACAUUUGUACAAGACUGAAGAUAACAUGCAUCUUGAGCUUGUGCUUCAAGACAUUGAUCUUCUUGAUCAUAUUGAAUCGUCUGGAAUACCUGAGUUUGAGAAGUUGAUAUCAUCUAAUAAUUUCACUCCUGAAGAGAAUCGGGUCAAGAGUAAGGAUUUAUUUGAGUUGAAAUAUGAUCGAAUGUUAAGAAUGGUUGAUUUUAAAGGUGAAAUGAUUGAAUUGUAUGACCAAUUCAUUGACAUUGACAUAGCAACUGUUAAGUUUGUUUUAACCAGAAAGUCUAUCUUGAGUAUACUUAAUUUUGCAUUGAAUACUUUCACUGAUCCUUAUGCUGAACCAACACCUGCAGAUGUUUUAAUUCAUAAUGAUUCUAGCAACGAAGCGACUGCUCCUCAAAAGAUCCAAGUGAAUUUGAGUCUCGAUAGUAUUAUAGUGGUUUUGAAUGAAGAUGGAUUGAAACUUGCAACAAUGGAAUUGUCAACUGCCAUGAUUGACGUUUUACUUUGGCCACUGGAAAUGGAAGUUAACGGGAAAUUAGGUGGUUUAACGUUACAUGAUGAAAUUAACGAAGGGUCUCCAAGAGAUUCUUCCAUAAGAAAAUUAAUCACUAUGGAUGGUGGGAAUUUGGCUGAGUUCACUUAUAAGACCUUUGAUCCUCUAACCAAUAAGAAGUUAUACAAUUCUCUUAUCAACUUUACUUCUGGACCUCCAACCAUUAAUCUUGUGGAAGAUUCAUUUAAGAGAAUCAUCAACUUUUUAACUUUAUUCUUGAAGAUGAAGGAAGUCUAUGAUACUACAAGAGAUGAUGCUAUAAAUCUAGGAACAGAUUUAAACAAUGCCGAUAAGAUCAAGUUUGAAGUUACCGUGAAUUCCCCAAGGAUCAUAUGGCCCAAAUUGACUACCUUUUCCACUAAGAGACAGUAUGAUUCUGUGACGACUUAUUUGGGAGAAUUUUACGCCUAUAAUGAUUAUGAAGACGUUGAAGAUUUAAUUGUUAAUAAGAUUAAUGUGGGACUACGGAAUGCUACUCUUGAUUCCACUAUUCAUUUCGAUAAUGCUAAGCAAUCACUGAGUAUUUUGAACGGGAUGGAUAUUGUGUUUGGAAUAGACUACGUGGACAAAUAUAAGGCACAAGUGCCCACGUUUUCCAUUACUGGGAAGUUACCUGAGGUUGAUGUCAAUCUUACUGAGUUACAAUUGCAAUAUUUGAAAGAGAUGAACGAAUCCAUAGUGCGAGUCUUUGCUACAGGAGGUGAACAUCAUCAUGAGGAGUUGGAAGAUGCUAAACUCGAUGCCAUUCAUGCUAAUGCGGUCAUGAAGCAUACAGCAGAUCUAAAGAAUCCUGGAACCAGAAGAAGAAGUAGUAUCACCAGUAUGGUUUUAUCAGAAGCAGCCAGUAGUGAUACACCUCCUGAUCAUAUGUUGGUUGAUUUCAAGUUUGAGAUGCCCAAAGUGUCGUUAACAAUCUAUAAUAAUACCCAUGGGUUAGGAGAGUUUAACGAUAAAAAGAUAUCAUUGUUUGCCUUGAAGAACUCCCACGUCAAACUUGCAAUGAAACAAGAUACUCAUUUUGUUUGUGACGUUGAAGUUGAAGCCUUUGUGGUGGAGGAUGUUAGGGUCAACUCCGGGAACAAGUUCAAAGAGAUCAUCCCACCGAUUGAAAACGAUAAGCAGUUUGUAUUAUCAGCAUCAUCUGAUGGGAAACCCGAGAAGAUGAAUGUUGUAGUGGUGCUCGACAUCAAGAAUCCUAAGACCAUUCUAGCGCUUGAUUAUAUGUUCGAGCUUCAAUCUUUUGUUGAAAAGGGUUUAGAAUCAAAGACACCGGUGAUAGACGAAGAAGAAGAACAAGAAGAAGUAGAAGAAGGUGAUGUUAACAAUAAUGAUGUUAAAGGUGACAAAGGUGAUGCUGAUAAUGUUGCAGACCUGGCUUCAGAUUCAAGUAUGACGUUUGGAUUCUCUAUAAAUUUAAAGGAGCCUUCCAUUACUUUGUUAGCUGACAGUUCCAAGAGUGAUACCGAAGCUAUUGUAUUCAACGUGGAGCAAGUUUUGUUUACAAGCCAACAUGUGAUUUCAUUAGCAGCAAAUAACAUUGGGAUGUUCUUAUGUCAAAUGGAUGAUCAAGCGAAUAAGAAUUACCGAAUCAUUGAUAACUUUUCUGUAUCAUUUGCCCAUGAUUCUCGAGGCUCGGAUGCUACUCACUUCCUCUCGAGUAUUGAGGCUUCUAUUGAUCCGAUUCUUAUUCGAGUCUCGUUACGGGAUAUAAGAUUGGCCACUACCAUUUUCAAUCGAGCCAAUGAAUUGUACAACAAGACCCAUAUGAGUAAACGUUCGAAUCAACAAGAUCCAUCGUUCUCCAAAGAGUUCCAAAAGGCAGUGUCUUAUUAUGCACCUAGUAUUUUAUCUAAUCGGUCUAGGCUUUCUCAUAAUGCUGGAGGCGGUGAGGGUGGUGCUUUCCCCGGUGGAGCAGCAGCUUCCACUACUAUAGUUAAGGGAGAGGUGUUGAAUGUUUCUUUGGGUGGAGCCAGAUUUGUUCUAUUAGGUGAUGUUCACGAUAUGCCAGUGCUUGACUUGAAGACAAAUCCUUUUGAUAUAAAGGCAACAGAUUGGUCGACUGAUUUAUAUGCGGAAACAACGUUUGAAUCGUAUAUAAACAUCUACAACUACGCCAGAAGUUGUUGGGAACCAUUGGUAGAGCCUUGGCCUGUUUCUAUGUAUGCUUCAAAGAAGUCUGGAAUUAAACAAUGCUUACUGAUUGACAUUAUUGCUAGAGAAUUGGCUCAAGUGACUGUAUCUUCCAGAUCAGUUGCUCUUCUUUCUCAGAUCUUCUCCAGAAUGUCAUCUGAUAUCGAAUUGAAACCAAGAGGUGAAGACAGCCCUUAUAGAAUCGUUAACCAAACGGGUCUUGACGUCAAAGUGUGGUCUAACAAGGAAAGUAGUGAUGAUGACGAUGACAAUAACGCAACACUUAUCAAAUCUGGUGAAACUAUUCCCUGGGCCUUUGAGAGUUGGACUAAGGUUAGACAAGAUCUUGAUGUUGAUACCAAUACUAUUGCUUUGGGGAUAACUUUUAUAGAUGGAGUUUAUGAUGAUCUUCAACAAGUGGCAUUGAAUGGUGAAGGUGUUCAAGUCUAUAUGUUAGAGCCUGCCAGGAAUAAAAUCCAUAACAGAUUAUUAUGUGAUAUUACUCUUGGUGAAGAUAAUGUCAAGACUGUUGUGUUAAGGUCUACGGUUAAGAUUCAAAAUGACUCUGAUACGGGUAUUAAUAUCUUAUUAUUAGAUGAAACUCAUAGUGAAAAUAAUGCUGAAUUACUUAUCCCAUCAGGAGGAUCUUAUGCUGUUCCAAUAAAUUCAGUUUAUUAUUCAAGAUUAAGUGUUAGACCCAACGUUUCAACGUCCUACAAUUGGUCCAAAGAGAAACUAUUCUGGCAAGAUAUGUCAGCAGCAAGUACUUCAUUAAGUUGCGGAGCAUCUGCUUCCAACGACAAUUCCUUCUAUUAUUAUCAUGCUGUUGGCCAUGUUGCAGAAGACGAACCAUUGGCUACCAUUUAUCCAUUUAUGAAUGUGGCCAUAUCUGCACCCAUUGAAAUUGAUAACUUGCUUCCUUAUGAUUUGGAAUACAGAUUGUAUGAUAAGAAUAAUGAAAGAGAAUGGAAGGGUAGACUCUCCAAGGGUAUGAAGAAUUAUGUUCAUGUUGUUAGCUUAAAGAGUUUACUCUUGUUAAGUGUUCAAGCUAUAGGGACCUCAUUUAAAAAAUCAGAAUUUGCUAUUAUCAAUAGUCCUAAAGGAUAUAAGUUUCCUCGGGAAAACAAAUUACCCAUGAGAGGACCUAGAGGUAUGGAAAUGACAUUGAAGAUCCAUUAUCCAUCUUCCUCGAAGACCAGUGCUGGGUCUAAAGCCGUAUUGUAUGCACCAUAUGUUAUUCUUAACAGAACAGGCAAGGAAAUAACUAUAAAAGAUGGGAAUAACUCCAUAGUAUGUCCUGCUAGUGAACGAGAUCACUUCACUCCAUAUAUCUUUUCAUUUGUUAAUGAAGAGAAUAAAUCCAAUAGAGCCUUUUUACAAGUGGAAGACUCUCUUCCAACUUCCCCCAUUAGUUUUGAUGCUAUUGGGCAAAGCUCGGCUGCCACUGCCCAAAUGCAAGGUCGACAAUUGGAAUACAAUAUUGGAGUUCAUGUUUCAGAGGGAGAAGGGAAAUAUAACUUGAGCAAAGUGGUGACUUUCACUCCACGAUAUGUGGUUCGAAAUCUUUUGGAUGAAGACAUUGAGGUUAUUGAAUCCGGCUCCACCCAAAGGUUCCAAGUGGGGUCUAAAGCCAUUACUCCAUUAUAUGGUUUAAGAAGAACUAAAGAUAAAAACAUUAUGAUCAAAUUCACCCAUUCAUCCAAGACUUGGACUGCACCUUUUUCUAUUAAUGAGGUUGGACAAAUCUUUGUUAAAAUCAAUAAACUGGAUGUCCAAGUAUUGGUCAAGGUUAAUCUUGUUAUUGAGGAUGCAACGUUAUUUAUUCAAGUUGAAGAUGCCAAUGAAGAGUGGCCAUUUUCCAUUAGGAACUUCACCAACCAUGAAUACUACAUCUACCAACUGAACCCUAAUUUGAACAGUGAAGGUGAACAAGUACGCAAUGAUUAUUAUAAGCCGAUAUAUUAUAAGAUCCCUCCGAAAUCGGUGAUGCCAUAUGCUUAUGAUUAUCCAAGUGCAAUAGUCAAAGAGAUUAUCGUAAGAACAAGAGGAAGAGAAAGACCAGUUAAUCUAGCAGAAAUUGGUAAUCAAAAACCCUUUAGACUACCACCUACUGAGAAUUUAGAACAAGCAAUAAUUGAUUUGAAUGUUAUUGCAGAUGGUCCAUCUCAAUGUCUUGUUAUCACCAACUAUGACCCUUCUUUGAGUCUUUAUAAGUUGAAGAAACAAGGCUCAUCCUCGUCUUCUUCAGCUAUUGAAGUGGACAAGAUUGAGACUUUGGAAAAUAAUGACUUUUAUUAUACCAAAUUGAUGUUCAAGAGUGAAGGUGUGGCCUUCUCUCUUUUGAAUACCAGAAUGCAAGAAUUGGUAUACAUUACCACUAGAGGGAUUGAAUUAAGAUAUAAUGAACUGGAUAUUUAUCAAAACAUUAGUGCCAAAGUGAAAUGGAUCCAAAUUGAUAACCAAUUGAAUGGGUGUGUUUUCCCCAUUAUAUUAUAUCCAACCGUUGUUCCUAAAUCAAAUAAUGAAAUGAAUUCUCAUCCAACACUACUGGCUUCCAUAGUAAAAGUCAAAGAUGAAACCCAUGGAGUGGUGUUUAUUAAAUAUGCCACUAUAUUACUUCAAGAAUUGACUCUUGAAAUAGAUGAAGACUUUUUGUUUGCACUCUUGGACUUCACCAAGUUUCCUGGUGCUAGUUGGAACCACAGAUUACAAGAUAAACUCUGUGACGAGAAUACUGAAUUGCCUGUUCCACUGAAAUCUUUGAAUGAUAGUGAUUUCUAUUUCGAAACCUUGCAUCUUCAACCCAUGUCGUUGAAUUUGAGUUUUGUCAGAACAGAGCAUAUCAAUACCCAAGACGAAGAUAAAGCUGGAGGCAACAGUAAUGGCAAUACCUUAAUGUUCUUCUUCAACAUGUUAACCAUGGCUAUUGGCAAUGUCAAUGAGGCUCCUAUCAGAUUGAAUUCAUUGUAUAUUGAAAACAUCCGAGUCCCAGUCCCAGUACUUAUUGAAACCAUUCAGACCCAAUAUGGACAAGAUUUCUUUUAUCAAGUGCAUAAGAUCUUAGGAUCUGCCGAUUUCUUGGGGAACCCAGUCGGGUUGUUCAAUCAAAUCUCUUCUGGGUUUUUGGAUAUCUUUUAUGAACCGUAUAACGGGUUUAUUAUCACAGAUAGACCUCAAGAAAUCGGUAUUGGAUUAGCCAAAGGUGGUGCCAGUUUUGUUAAGAAAUCGGUGUUUGGAGUAUCUGAUUCUGUUGCUAAAGUCACAGGAUCAAUUGCCAAGGGGUUAUCUGUGGCUACUUUGGAUAAAAAGUAUCAAGAACGAAGAAGAAGGUUGGUUCAAAAUAGAAACCGUCCUAAAAAUGCCCUAUACAAUUUUUCAACUGGUGCCACUUCAUUCUUUGAUUCGGUAUCUUCUGGUGUUAGUGGAAUAGCCACUGCUCCAAUUGAAGGAGCAAAUAAAGAUGGAGCAGCUGGCUUCUUUAAAGGGUUAGGUAAAGGUAUAGUUGGGUUACCUACCAAGACAGCUAUUGGUAUAUUUGAUUUUGCAUCUAAUAUGAGUGAAGGCAUUAGAAAUUCCACCACCAUGUUUGAAUCUUCAGAAUUGGAUAGGGUCCGAUUACCACGAUAUAUUUCGUAUGAUCGAGUGAUUCGACCAUAUUCUGACCGAGAGGCAUUAGGUCAGAAUUGGCUUAAUGUCAUGGAUGAAGGGUUAUAUUUCAAGGAGAAAUAUUUGGCUCAUUUGCUUUUAAGUGGUGAGGAAAGGGCAGUGAUUGUUACCUUCAAAAAGAUCAUCUUACUUCAAGUUCAUACCUUGAAAUCGGUCUGGGUGAUCCCCUAUGAUCAGAUCAAGGUUAUCACCAUUGAAUCCACCGGUAUCCAAAUCGACUUGAAGACUCGGUCCGGUCCGUUCAUUCCUAUACCGGAUCGUGGUGGAAGACAAUUCUUGUAUAACCGGAUGUCUGUUGCGGUGACGGAGUACAACAAUAAGUGUAAGUGGGCCAAUCAACAAGUCUUUGGCUGGACGAGAAAGCAGAUGAACGCUGAAGGCAUCGGAGCCAAAGAAGGCAAUGUUGAGGGUUUCGCUGUGAUGAACUCCACUACUAAAGCAUUGGUGCUUUUAUCUUGUACUCUUCCUGGUCUUAUAUGUGGUACACUUUACGUGUAUUCGUCAUUCAGUCCCCAAUUGGCUGGUCAACUUCAAUAUUCAGUUACAGAAGCCUCCAUUUUACCCUUGAUAGGAACAGCUGGGGUUGCACUUUCCAGUCCAAUAAGUGGUCUAAUGGUCGAUAAGAAUGGGUAUACAUUGCCAUUAUUAUUGGGUGGCGUUUCCAUUGCGUUGGGAUAUAAAGGCUUACAAUUACAAUACGAUAAUCAAUAUGGUCAUUUACAAUUAAGUGGAUUGUUAUUGUUUAUGAUUGGUAUUGGGUCUACAUUUAUCAAUCUGGUGACUCUUAACUGUUGUGCUGUUACAUUCCCAACCAGGAGAGGUUUAGCUACCUCAUUACCAUUGGCACUUUAUGGUCUAAGUGCUUUGUUUUAUUCCUCAAUAUGUUCUACCUUCUAUGAUGAUGACCCCAGUGGCACUUCUCUUGUUGAUGAUUGGAAUAUAGAGAUCCCCACAUCACCAGUAGAGUCAACAGAAGCAAAAGAAACGAAGUCACAAAUAUCAUCACCAGUUACCACUAGUACUACUACUUCUGAAUCGUUACAAGAUAUAUUAUCCGAUCUACGCAAACUAAGAGAACUGUUGAUUGCUAAUCCAUUCACAGAUUUCACUCGUCAAGUGUUUCUCUUCUCAAUGCGCAUCUCUAGCAACAUUGGCCAUUAUCAAUCAUAUUUCCCUAGUGCAAUCCACCUUCUCGCCAAUGAAGAGUGUCUAAGUCCUUUAGAAGUUCAAGAAGUGGCCACAGUUAUGGUCCUUCACUUAAGUCAUCAUAAUAAUGCUAAUGGUUCAGCUUUGAUAUACUAUUACAAGUAUCUAAAUGAUGAUCAUCGUUUACUUCAAGUAUUAACUUCAUGGAUAGGUUGUGAUUAUUAUCUGUGGAUUCGAAUAUACAACAGUGAAUCCAAUCCUUAUAAACUGCGUUUAAUGAGAUUCGGAUUAAAGAGAAUGUUAGCUCAUUUAAUCCAAUGUCUAGAGAAACUGUAUUUCACUUUACCUUCGACUUAUAUGGAUGAAAUCUUACCUAACGGAAUUACUCUAAUGGCAUUGGAAGAUGAUUAUGGCGUUCAUUGGAAACGACAAAAUAACACUUUGAUUAUUAGAGAACGUAAAUCAGUUUCAAAGCCAUAA